Messenger RNA from Dichomitus squalens LYAD-421 SS1, 506 nucleotides. RefSeq lists its product as uncharacterized. Lineage: Eukaryota; Fungi; Basidiomycota; Agaricomycetes; Polyporales; Polyporaceae. The coding region runs from base 11 to 433 and encodes 140 amino acids. The transcript is spliced from 4 exons. The record is from RefSeq and is a predicted model, not a curated record.
CACGCUGGUCAUGGCUUCUUCUGGGCUGCCAACUUCCGACCCUUCUCGUCUUCCCGCCUACCGGUUCUCGCAUCUCGGUCGGUUUCAUCCGUACCCCAGGAGCGCUCCUCGACGCGCCGAAGAUGCCCUCAUGCAAACCGUUGACUACAGGACAAGGACGGGCUUGGACCCCAUCCUUGAAGAGCCGGAGCCAGUUCGCAUUCGCCCUCUCGUCGUCUGUCAGGAAAUCCCAGACGGCGACGUGUCUUCCUUUGAGCUUGACUAUCCGGUCGUGGGCGACACGGAGUUCUUCGACCAGAAUGCUGCGGCUCCUAUGGAGGUAGGCGGAGGGCUAAAAGCAGGUCUCCUGCAUCUGCUCGUGGCGCUGCGUCGUCGAUCCCUCGCUCUGUUGGCAGCCGGGGCCUUUCUAAAGGGCGAACGCUGGACGAAGUGAGUGCUGUGUGUUGUGCUUGCUGUCGCCUUUUGCUUGGGGUUCGUCGUUGCUCGUACCGUCUUGUCAUCUUCUC